ACGGGGCAGGGCGCGCCGCGCGGCCGCCGCCACACCAUGCUCAAGCGCUGCGGCCGGCGCCUGCUGCUGGCGCUGGCUGGCGCGCUGCUCGCCUGCCUGCUAGUGCUCACUGCGGAUCCGCCGCCGCCCCCGCUGCCCGCCGAGCGAGGCCGGCGCGCGCUGCGCAGCCUGGCGGGCCCCGCAGGGGCUGUCCCGGCGCCUGGGCUGGGGGCGGCGGCGGCGGCGCCCGGGGCGCUGGCCCGCGAGGUGCACAGUCUGUCCGAGUACUUCAGCCUGCUCACUCGCGCGCGCAGAGACGCGGGCCCGCCCCCCGGGGCCUCCCCCCGCCCCGCCGACAGCCACCCGCGUCCCCUGGCCGAGCCGCUCGCGCCCCGAGACGUCUUCAUCGCUGUCAAGACCACCAAAAAGUUCCACCGCGCGCGCCUCGACCUGCUGCUGGAGACCUGGAUCUCGCGCCACAAGGAGAUGACAUUCAUCUUCACUGACGGGGAAGAUGAGGCCCUGGCCAGGCACACGGGCAAUGUGGUCAUCACGAACUGCUCGGCUGCCCACAGCCGCCAGGCGCUGUCCUGCAAGAUGGCCGUGGAGUAUGACCACUUCAUCGAGUCCGGCAGGAAGUGGUUCUGCCACGUGGACGAUGACAACUACGUCAACCUGCGGGCCCUGCUGCGGCUGCUGGCCAGCUACCCGCACACGCGGGACAUCUACAUCGGCAAGCCCAGCCUGGACAGGCCCAUCCAGGCCACGGAACGGGUCAGCGAGAACAAGGUGCGUCCUGUCCACUUCUGGUUUGCCACGGGCGGCGCUGGCUUCUGCAUCAGUCGUGGGCUGGCUCUGAAGAUGAGCCCGUGGGCCAGCGGGGGUCACUUCAUGAACACUGCCGAGCGGAUCCGGCUGCCUGAUGACUGCACCAUUGGCUACAUCGUGGAGGCCCUGCUGGGCGUGCCGCUCAUCCGCAGCGGCCUCUUCCACUCCCACCUGGAGAACCUGCAGCAGGUGCUCACCUCAGAGCUCCACGAGCAGGUGACACUGAGCUACGGUAUGUUUGAAAACAAGCGGAAUGCCGUCCACGUGAAGGGGCCUUUCUCAGUGGAGGCCGACCCAUCCAGGUUCCGCUCCAUCCACUGCCACCUGUACCCGGACACACCCUGGUGUCCCCAAACUGCCAUCUUCUAGCAGCCAUGGCUGAGACCCAACCCCUGGGUGCCCCUGGUAUCCAAAGGGCCCAGUGACCCUGUUGCGCUGCCCUGGCCUCGGCAUUCGAGGCUCCCCCAGGGCCGUGCCUGUGCGUGUGCGUGUGCAUGUGUGUGUGUGUGUAUGCGUGUGUGUGUGUACUGUAUGCCCACCCAGGUAGCAGGCUGCUGGGCAGUUCUGCUCUGUGGAGGGGCGGGCACAAGUGCCACUUAUGUGCCUCUGCUCCGAGAGCCAGUGGGCUGCAAGGCCUGCUUGGAGGGAGGAUUUGUGUGUUGGAGGCCACUCUGAUGAUUUUUGGAUCUUUUUUUUUUUGAGACGGAGUCUCGCUCUGUUGCCCAGGCUGGAGUGCAGUGGCCGGAUCUCAGCUCACUGCAAGCUCCGCCUCCUGGGUUCCCGCCAUUCUCCUGCCUCAGCCUCCUGAGUAGCUGGGACUACAGGCGCCGCCACCUCGCCCGGCUAGUUUUUGGUAUUUUUUUAGUAGAGACGGGGUUUCACCGUGUUAGCCAGGAUGGUCUUGAUCUCCUGAUCUCGUGAUCUGCCCAUCUUGGCCUCCCAAAGUGCUGGGAUUACAGGCUUGAGCCAGCACACCCUACCGAUUUUUGGAUCUUUCUGCAGCUGCAGGGCUCCGGGCUACUUUGCAGGGAUGCGUAGAUGCCUUUCUCUUUCUGCCGAGCACAAGCUCUGUGCUGGGGGUACCUGCACCCUGAAAUCCUGACUCCUGUGUCAUAGCCCCAAGUCCAACUCACUGAGCCGUGUUCAUUGCAGGGGAGGCUGGGUCUGGGGGUGCAUGACCCAAUCCCCUUCCUUCUGGCCUGGGCACUGUGGCUUAGAGUAACAGUAGCCACCGCCCAGUUCCAGUGGCCCCACAAAGCCCCCAGUGGCCCCACAAAGCCCCCAGUGGCUGGCUGUCCAAACAGUGGCUCCCCUUCCAGCUCUUCUGGGUGGGGAGUCUUCCAGGCCCCCUCAGAGGUCUUCCCUUUGCCUCCCCAGGACAGGGUGAGUCAGAGCUCAACAUUUAAUCUCCUCUCCAAAGUAGAGAGCAAGUCGCCCACAGUGGGCGUGUCUGUAAAUAUUGUGACAGUAUUUUUUUACUGUGCUGUUUUUUUGAAAGGGGGUGGGUAAAAAGUAGGGUGUUCUUGUUUUUUUGCUUGGGGGAUGGGGGUGGGGGAGGGUCUUAUUUUAUCUUAUCUUUUCUGUGGAUCAGAAAAAACGGAAGCCAAACUCGGGGUCAUCUUUGUUGUUGAAGCUGAAGUGGGACUAUCUGGCACUCUGUGUAUUUAUGCGUUCCAGCAUCUGGAACCUCCCAUCCCUGCCCUCCCCCUGCGUAGCUGCCACCUCCCUGCGGGGCCCAGUGUGGCUCACCUGCCCCGUGGGGUGUGUUUCUUGUCGUUUUUCUCUUUGCAAAGACAUAGCUAGGAAAGCGAAUGAUAAGGGAAAAGUUCUCAGGGAAUUUAAGUGUUGUUGCUAUGGUGACGUCCUUUUGCUGUGAAUAAAGGUGCUCUUUGCAGCAA
Macaca mulatta (Rhesus monkey) is the source of this 2705-nucleotide messenger RNA. RefSeq names its product LFNG O-fucosylpeptide 3-beta-N-acetylglucosaminyltransferase (gene LFNG). Lineage: Eukaryota; Metazoa; Chordata; Mammalia; Primates; Cercopithecidae. Gene Ontology annotation, cellular component: Golgi membrane. Gene Ontology annotation, biological process: pattern specification process. Gene Ontology annotation, molecular function: O-fucosylpeptide 3-beta-N-acetylglucosaminyltransferase activity. The record is from RefSeq and is a predicted model, not a curated record.